Messenger RNA from Hyla sarda, 4603 nucleotides. RefSeq names its product elastin (gene ELN). Bases 44 to 2896 code for a protein of 950 amino acids. NCBI's taxonomy places the organism in Eukaryota, Metazoa, Chordata, Amphibia, Anura, Hylidae. Gene Ontology annotation, molecular function: extracellular matrix structural constituent. The record is from RefSeq and is a predicted model, not a curated record. The transcript is spliced from 45 exons.
GAUAAAACCCAGCAUGUGUAAGGGGACGGGGGCAUUGUGAGACAUGGAGAGCAUACGGCCUGCCGCUCCACUUUGGAGCAUCAUCCUGCUUCUUGCCUUCUGCCAAACUACUCUGCAAGGAGGAGUACCUGCUGGAGGAUUACCUGGGGGUCAGUAUUUACCAGGUGGAGGUGCAGGGGCAUAUCCUGGAGGAGCUGGUUUAGGAGCUGGAGGUGUAGGACCUGGUGGUGUAGGAGGAGCAGGGUUAUAUCCCGGAGGAAAACCCCCCAAGCCAGGUGUUGGUGGUCUUGGUGCUGGUGGCUAUGGACCUGGUGGAAUAGGAGCUGGGGGUCAAGGAGGUACUGGAGCUGGUGGAUAUGGAGCUGGUGGAUAUGGAGCUGGAGCUGGUGGAGUAGGAGCUGGUGGAUAUGGAGCUGGUGGAUAUGGAGCUGGUGGAGCAGGAGCUGGUGGAUAUGGAGCUGGUGGAUAUGGAGCUGGUGGAUUAGGUGCUGGAGGCAAACCACCAAAACCAGGUUAUGGACAAGGAGUUGGAACUGGUGCUGGAGGUCUUGGUGGAGUUGGCGGUGUUGGUGGAGUUGGUGGAGUUGGUGGCAUUGGUGCUGGGCUGCUACCAGGCGGUGUCCAACCAGGUGCUGGUGCUAAACCAGGAAAAGGACCAGGUGCAGGGAUCCCUGGCUUGUACCCCGGGGGAGUGGUACAAGGAGGUGCAGGGGGAGUGCCUGGUGCAUAUCCAGGUGGUGUAAUCCCAGGUGUUGGAGGUGCCGGAGUCAUUCCUGGUGUUACUACAGGAGCUGUAGUACCUCAAACAGGACUCCAACCUGGUGCUGGAGGAAAACCAGGAAAACUUCCAGGUGCUGGGAUUCCUGGUGCCUUCCCAGGAGGAGUGCUGCCCGGAUCAGGUGUACGAUACCCAGGAGUUGGUGUUCUCCCUGGAGUGGCCACUGGGAAUGGAGUCAAGCAGAAACCACAAGGUGCUGGUGGUGCUUUAGGUGGAAUCCCAGGCUUUGGUGGAUUUGGUGGACAGCAGCCUGGUGUACCUUUAGGAUAUCCUAUUAAAGCCCCUAAACUACCAGGUGGAUAUGGUCUUCCUUACACAUCAGGAGGACCUGGAGGUUAUGGCGGACCUGGUGGUGUUGGAGCUGGUGGCAAGGCUGGAUACCCUACAGGAACUGGAGUUGGGGCUCAAGCCGCAGCUGCUAAAGCCGCUGCUAAAGCAGGAAGAUACGGAGGAGCUGGAGCUGGAGGGGUACCUGGGGGUGUACCUGGAGCUGUUCCUGGCGUUGUACCUGGUCUUUAUCCUGGAGCUGGUGGUGUUUUGCCAGGAGGUGGAGUAGUGCCAGGAGCAGGAAUACCCCAACUGGGAGUUCAGCCUGGUGGCAAACCUCCAAAAUAUGGUGUGCCUGGAGUUGGUGGUAUACCUGGAGUAGGAGGAGUGCCAGGAGUUGGUGGUGUCCCAGGAGUUGGUGGUGUUCCUGGAGUGGGUGGUGUUCCUGGAGCGGGUGUUGGUGGUCUGGGUGCUAAACCACCUAAGACUGGAGCUGGCUAUGGAGCUGGAGGUCUUCCUGGAGGAGUUGGAGUCGGUGGUGUCCCUGGAGGUGUUGGAUAUGGACAAGGUGGACUACCAUACGGAGCGGGUGGAGUUGGUGCCGGUGGACUGCCAGCUGGAGCAGGUGUAGGCGGUUUAGGUGCCAAGCCCCCUAAGACUGGAGGCGCUUACGGAGUUGGAGGUCUUGGUGGUGGAGCUGGGGUUGGACCUGGUGGUUAUCCAGCAGGAGUUGGAGCUGGCGGUGUACCAGGAGGAAUUGGUGUUGGUGCAGGAGGAGUGCCAGGGGCAGGUCUUUAUCCAGGAGCAGGAGGCAAACCUCCCAAACCAGGUUACGGAACUGGAGCUGGAGUACUACCUGGUGGUGGAGUAGGACCUGGUGGUGGACUGGUACCUGGAGCUGGAAUUGGAGGUGGAUUAGUUCCUGGUGGUGGACCUGGAGGCAUUGGAGCUGGAGGUGUAGGUGCAGGAGGAAAACCCCCCAAACCAGGUUAUGGAGCUGGUGCUGGACUUGGUGGUCUUGGAACUGGUGCUGGUGCUGGUGGACUAGGUGUUGGUGGGGGACUUGGAACUGGUGCUGGUGGUCUAGGCACUGGAGCUGGAGGUGUUCCGGGAGCUGGAGUUGGUGCUGGAGGCAAACCACCUAAACCUGGUUAUGGAGCUAACCUAGGAGGAGGAGGAGGAGGCUUUGGACCUGGAGGUGGUUAUGGGCCUGGAGGUGGUUAUGGACCUGGUGCUGGAGUUGGGCCUGGUGCUGGAGUUGGGCCUGGAGGCAUUGGAGGUGGAGGUCUUUACCCAGGAGCUGGAGGCAAACCACCCAAGCCAGGUUAUGGUGGUGGCCUCGUAUCUGGAGGAGCAGGUGGAACUGGUUAUGGUCCUGGUGCUGGAGCUGGCUAUGGUCCUGGAGCUGGCUAUGGACCUGGUGCUGGAGCUGGCUAUGGACCUGGUGCUGGAGCUGGUUAUGGUCCUGGUGCUGGAGCUGGCUAUGGACCUGGUGCUGGAGCUGGUUAUGGUCCUGGUGCUGGAGCUGGCUAUGGACCUGGUGCUGGAGCUGGUUAUGGUCCUGGUGCUGGAGCUGGUUAUGGUCCUGGUGCUGGAGCUGGCUAUGGUCCUGGAGGUAUAGGAGCUGGAGGCCAAUACGGAGGAGCUGGAGGCAAACCACCUAAGCCAGGCUAUGGAGCUGGAGCCAGUUUAGGACAAGGAGGAUUAGGAGGAGCCGGCUUUGGAGGAGGAGCAGGAGCAGGAGCCGGAGCCGGAGGAUACCCAUUAGGAGCUCAAAAGCCAGCUAAAUCCUACUAUCGAGGUGCCGGACUGUGCGGCCAAGGGAAAUACUGUGGCAGGCGGAGAAAAUAAACAGUCGGAGAGCUACGAUUAACCUCAUCAACUAUGGUGCUACUGCAUGGUGUGAAUGUAAAAGGAUUCAAGUAUCCCCCUCUGCCCUCCUUUCCCUCAGUUACCUCCCCAUUCCCCCUUUCUCCUGCCUUUUAGACGUUCAUCUUUAAGUCCCUUAGUCAGGCAGCUACACUUUAUAAGAUGAGCCUGCAGUCUGACAUUAAUACACUGGCAGACGCAUAUACACACACUGAUGCUGUAUGGAUACGUUUAGACUGUGUAUAUGUGUACAUGCCAAUAGAGAACAUAGUCUAUGCCUAUGAAUGCACAUAAAGAAACCUACAGAGCUGUGCAGACCUGCAUACAGUACACUCAGACAUUCACAAGUAUGGAAAUACAUGCACUAGAUAUAUAUAGAUAUAUAAAUGUAAAAUACACCAACAUACACAUCGUCUAUAGUCAGGAGCUGGUUGGCAUUUAUCUGGGCCACCAAGAGAAACCAACUGUCCACUAUAUAGUUUGGUGCGAAAAAUCUUUUUCUUUGACCGUAUAGGGCCUCAUGUCCAGAAUCUCAAGCAGCAGGUCAGGUCACCAAUCUCUUUGUCCUAUCUUCCUGGAAAAGUCAGAGCUUUAACCUGAUUGGCUGAUAUGGACAAUGGCUCCACUUUUUGUCCGUAGAUGUUUUUGUACAUGAGGCCUUGAGUUUCUAUUAUCUCAUUAACCCACACACCCCCAUCCCCCCUCCCGCCAUGCUGCUGGGUAUUUUAGGAGCACAUAUAGUGGACAUUGAAGGCUACUGGUGGCCUUGUGGUUGGGCCAGUAAUUAGGAAUUACCCCCCAUCUGAUAGAAACAAAGGGCAAUUAAGCCGCCGUCCCUGGCUCCUGGCUCUCACACCAUGGCGCCAAUAGGUUAUUGUUGUUGUUGUAACUUAUACUUGGAAUUGACUCAAUUUUAAUGCAAUCGGCCAGCGACUGUACGGGAUAUGUUUUAUUUGUUUGUUAUUUUUAUUAUUAAAGUGUGUGACUUCUCCCUCUCUGAGGGCGGAGCGUGGCAACAAAAAAGAAGCCUUCAAAAGCAUCAUCCUUUUUUUUUGAUACAGAAACUGAAUAGAUAUAUUUCUUACCUUUUUAUUCGUCACAAAUUGCAGAGCAUUGCUGUUUUAUUUUGUCUCUUUCACUUAUGCGCCAUUUUCUGCAGAAUCCUUGAAAGAGGAAGGUAUUUACUUUUAUAGCGAGAGCUUAUGGUAAACGUAAGCUGCUCUGGAAUAAGGGAGAGUGACAAUGUCGAGAGAGAAGGGGACAAGAGCUGAUAUAUAUGUAAUUAUUAUUGUUAUUAAUUUACACGUUUGCUGCCAAAGACAUUUGUAACAUAUUUAAACAUUCUGGCAUUGAAGGAGUUAAACAUAAAAAGCUGUGAGAUUUUAGGUAGAUUGAGGUCUCUCUCCCCUUUCUCUCAGGCUUAGCGCCUUCUCUUUGCCUCUCCUCGGUUACCAUUAUGCUGCAGAAUGAUCUUGACUUUCCUACCCCGCUGUGUCUGGUUGUGAGGGGUGUGUUUGAUGUGUGAAUGCCUUAGUUUACUGACCACCCCCUCAUCUUCCUCCUCUCAGUGUAUUCCCUCUCAUACCGCCUCCAAUGGAAAAGAAAAACAGAACACUUUUUUUGUAAAAAUAAUACUGAAAAAAGUUAUUAAAAGUAAUUUUGCUUAAAAUAAAGAAUAAAGAAAACUUU